This is a messenger RNA of Octodon degus (degu), 3056 nucleotides long. It is a transcript of the gene Mcam, whose product is annotated as melanoma cell adhesion molecule. The record is from RefSeq and is a predicted model, not a curated record. The transcript has 16 exons. The coding region runs from base 45 to 1985 and encodes 646 amino acids. Gene Ontology annotation, cellular component: plasma membrane. Lineage: Eukaryota; Metazoa; Chordata; Mammalia; Rodentia; Octodontidae. Gene Ontology annotation, biological process: angiogenesis.
AGCAGCGAGCUGCUCACUUGGCUGUCGCCCUCCGGUCGGGAAACAUGGGGUUGCCCAGGCUGGUCUGCGCGCUCUUGCUUGCCUGGUGCUGCUGCGAUCGCCGUGCUAUGGGUGUGCCUGGAGAGGCAGAACAGCCCACCCCCGAGCUGGUGGAGGUGGAAGUGGGCAGCACAGCCCUUCUGAGGUGCUCCUUGGACUCCCCAGGCAACCUCAGCCAUGUGGACUGGUUUGUUGUCCACAAGGAGAAGCGAACACCCAUUUUUCGUGUGCGCCAGGGCCAGGGCCAGAGUGAACCUGGCGAGUACCAGCACCGGCUCAGCCUCCAGGGCCCAGGGUCCACUCUGGCCCUGGCUCAAGUUGGCCCCCAUGAUGAGCGAGUCUUCCUGUGUCAGAGCAGGCGCCCUCGGGCCCAGGAGCACCACAUCCAGCUCCGAGUCUACAAAGCCCCAGAGGAGCCAGUCAUUCAGAUCACCACCAAUGGCAUCUCCGUGAACAGCCAGGAGCCAGAGGAGGUGGCCACCUGUGUGGGGAAGAAUGGUUACCCCCUCCCUCAGGUCGUCUGGUACAAGAACAGGCAGGCCCUGAAGGAGGAGAAGAACCGCAUCCACAUUCAGUCAUCACAGACUGAGGAGUCCAGUGGCUUGUACACCUUGGAGAGCGUCCUGAAGGCACAGCUGGUUAAGGAAGACAAGGACGCCCAAUUUUACUGUGAGCUCAGCUACCGGCUGCCCAGUGGGAACCACAUGAAAGAAUCUAGGGAAGUCACUGUCCCCGUUUUCUACCCCGCAGAAAGGUUGUGGCUGGAAGUGGAGCCUGUAGGAAUGCUGAAGGAAGGGGACCGGGUGGAAAUCAGGUGUCUGACUGACGGCAACCCUGCGCCCCACUUCACCAUCAGCAAGAAGGACCUGAGCACUGGGGAGAUGGAGGAACAGGAAACCACCGACAAUGGCAUCCUGGUCCUGGAUCCUGCUGAGAAGCAGCACAGCGGGGUCUACCAGUGUCAUGGCCUGGACUUGGAAGACACAACAUCACUGUCAAGUGACACCCAGAAUCUUCUGGUGAACUAUGUGUCGGAUGUUCGAGUAACCCCCAUAGCUCCCGAAAGCGAGGAAGGUGGCAGUCUCACGCUGACCUGUAAGGCGGAGAGUAACCAGCCCCUCACAUUCCAGUGGCUGAGAGAAAAGACAGGUCAGGUGCUGGAAGAGGGGCCUACGCUUGAGUUACUCGGCCUGAAACGGGAGGCAGAGGGUGGCUACCGCUGUGUGGCAUCUGUGCCCAGCAUACCUGGCCUGAACCGCACACAGCUAGUCUACGUGGCCAUUUUUGGUCCCCCCUGGAUGGCGUUAAAGGAGAGGAGAGUGUGGGUGAGAGAGGACACAGUGCAGAAUCUAUCCUGUGAGGCAUCUGGGCACCCUCAGCCCACCAUCUCCUGGAAUGUCAAUGGCACAGUGGCAACUGAACAAGAGCAAAACCCACUGAGGGUACUGAGCACCCUGAGUGUCCUUGUGACCCCUGAGCUGCUGGAGACAGGUGUACAGUGCACAGCCUCCAACUUCCUGGGCAGAAACACCACCACCAUCUUCCUGACACAGGUCGGCUUAACCACCCUCACACCAGACUCCAGCACAGCCGCUGGCCCCAGCACCUCCACGGUCAGUCCUCAUGCCAGAGCCAACAGCACCUCCACAGAGAAAAAGCUUCGGGAGCCAGAGAGCAAGGGGGUGGUCAUCGUGGCUGUAAUUGUGUGCAUCCUGGUCCUGGCUGUCCUGGGCGCUGUACUCUAUUUCUUCUACAAGAAGGGCAAGCUGCCCUGUGGGCGGUCAGGCAAACAAGAGAUCACGCUGCCCCCGUCUCGUAAGAGUGAAUUGGUAGUUGAAGUUAAGUCAGAUAAGCUCCCAGAAGAGAUGGGCCUCCUACAGGGCAGCACCGGUGACAAGAGGGCUCCAGGAGACCAGGGAGAGAAAUACAUCGAUCUGAGGCAUUAGCCUGAAUCCCAUUCAGCUCCCACCUAGCCUGGAGUGUCUCAGGUUCCCAGCUCACUCUUCUCCCUAGCCAAAGCCCUCAGGGACCGCUGAGAAGACCCCCUGCUCCACCUGCCCUGUAGAGGGGUUCCGAGGCCCAGUGGGCUAGGACCACAUCUGUCGUGGGAAGAACUUCACUUAGCCCUGGAGUGCACCUUUGCAAGACAGGGCCACUUACGUCAUGCUCAUGCCAAGAAGGGGCCCCAGUCUUCUGAGGGUGGGGAGGAGAGUUUCUUCGAGAAAGUGCUUUCUCCUUACAAUAGCAUGGUGAUAGAACGGUCUUCUACCAGCAGUGGAGAGGGGUGGCUCCUCAGACUGGCUCCAGCAAUUCAGCUGUGCCCGAUGUGAGGACGCAGUAGGGUCUGGCACUUGAUCCUUGUUAAGGCAUCCUGGCUCUGGACAAUGUCCAGCCAUGUCCAGAAUGCCCUGCAGAGUCUAGAUGCCUUCCUGCUUACCUCUUUGGAGUUGCCUUUUUCUUUUUGAGACAGGGUCUACAUAGCCCCAGGCUGGCCUCGAAAUCUCCCAAUCCUUCCACCUCAGGCUCCCAAGUGCUGGGGAUACAAGCAUGUGCCACCAUACUCAACCUUGGGGUCACUUUUGUGAUCUUUUCCUUGGGGCAGAAGCCAGGUACUGGUACCAUUCCUUCAUAGAUCUGUCCCUGCUGGGCACCCUGCCCAUGGAGGCCAUUGAGUCUGAGGCCCCUGCUUUCUCGUGGCUUCUACACCCCUUCAGAGGGGGCGUAUAAGACAAAGGUAGGAGCUGGGGACAAUGACAAAGCCCUCUGUCCUCCAUGGGUUGUGGUCUAUAAUUAUAUCAUACCAGAUUUCUACACACUGAGCUACCAACUCAGACCCUAAAGAUCAAUCAGAAUGGUAGCCAGAGCUCUGGGGCUUGUCUGUGAGUACCCACACCCACGUGUGUAUGUGUAUAUAUACGUAUGUAUAUGGUUUUGUGUGUAAAUUUGCAGACAGUUUCCUUUUAUAUGUAUGUAUGUAUAUAUAUAUAUGAAAAAUAAAGCUUAAAUGUGCCAGGAAU